AUGUUUGCUCGAUUCAGCCGAACGGCCGGCCCGUUGAGACAGGGUAUCAGAAAGUACUCGACAGAGGCGCCCAAGUCCUCGUCGCAGGCUCCGCUGUUUGCCGGCCUUGCGGUGGCUGCUGGCGCAGGAUACUACUACUGGCAGAUGCAGCAGAUGCCCGGCGCGGCGAUCAAGAAGGACCGCAAGCCAGUAUUUACCGGCGGUGAUCAGGGAUGGGUCGACCUGAAGCUUUCGGCAGUUGAGGAGGUCAGCCAUAACGUCAAGAAGCUUCGGUUCGAGCUGCCUGACAGCGAGAGCGUCUCUGGCCUUCACAUCGCCUCGGCCCUGUUGACCAAGUUCAAGGGCGAAGGAGACGCUAAGGCGACCAUCCGCCCCUACACGCCGGUGAGCGACGAGGACGAGCCCGGCCACCUGGAGCUGCUGGUGAAGAAGUACCCCGGGGGCCCGAUGUCGACGCACAUCCACGAUCUGACGGUGGGCGAGCCGCUCUCGUUCAAGGGCCCGAUCCCCAAGUACGAGUGGGAGGCCAACAAGCACAGCCACGUCUGCAUGGUGGCCGGCGGCACGGGCAUCACGCCCAUGUACCAGCUCAUCCGCAAGAUCUUCAGCAACCCCGCGGACAAGACGCAGGUGACGCUGAUUUACGGCAAUGUGGGCGAGGAGGACAUCCUGCUGCGGCGGGAGCUGGAGCACCUGGAGAACAUGCACCCGCGGCAGUUCAAGGUGCUCUACCUGCUGGACAAGCCGGGAGAGGGCUGGACGGGCGGCAAGGGCUAUGUGACGAAGGAGCUGGUGAAGAUGGCCUUCCCGGAGCCCAACACGGAAGGAAUCAAGCUGUUUGUGUGCGGGCCACCGGGCAUGUACCAGGCGGUCAGCGGCAACAAGGUGAGCCCCAAGGACCAGGGCGAGCUGACUGGUAUCCUGAAGGAGCUGGGCUACACCAAGGAGCAGGUGUAUAAAUUCUAG
Trichophyton rubrum CBS 118892 is the source of this 966-nucleotide messenger RNA. RefSeq names its product NADH-cytochrome b5 reductase 2. Gene Ontology annotation, molecular function: cytochrome-b5 reductase activity, acting on NAD(P)H. Bases 1 to 966 code for a protein of 321 amino acids. The transcript is spliced from 3 exons. Lineage: Eukaryota; Fungi; Ascomycota; Eurotiomycetes; Onygenales; Arthrodermataceae. The record is from RefSeq and is a predicted model, not a curated record. Gene Ontology annotation, biological process: ergosterol biosynthetic process.